Molecule: messenger RNA, 1849 nt
Organism: Elgaria multicarinata webbii
Lineage: Eukaryota; Metazoa; Chordata; Lepidosauria; Squamata; Anguidae
Product: CMP-N-acetylneuraminate-beta-galactosamide-alpha-2,3-sialyltransferase 2-like
Exons: 7
Coding region: 573-1535 (320 amino acids)
Biological process (GO): sialylation
Cellular component (GO): membrane
Molecular function (GO): beta-galactoside (CMP) alpha-2,3-sialyltransferase activity
Source: RefSeq, a predicted model, not a curated record
GGAGCAUUUUCCUUUCUAGCACUUAAACGAGGCAGUUUGUGUCUAAAGUUUGUGUCCUGUAUUUCAUGCGGUCGGUAUUGCUUUGUCAACUUCCCCUUGCAGGGUUCCUGUUCAAAAUUAGCCACUUGCAGCCUACAUGCACACAAGAUUAUAAUUCUUCUUUAUGAUACUGAAUGAAACAAAGAAAGGGCCUAACAUUCACAUAGGAAGAAAAUUUCAGUUUGUCUGCAUGUUUUCUCAAUCCAAACAAUUUGAUCUCCAACACCUGAAUAAAGCUUUCUGGAGACAUGAUACCUUAAUGGAAGUUCAAACCCACAGAACGUUGAUGGGCUGACUUCAUGGACAAUGAAUGGGACCCGGCUUCCUUCUGCUUUGGGGGUUUCUGAUCUGCAAAAUGUGCAUAUUUUUGGAGCAAUGUCAACCCAAGAAGCAAUCCAGUCAUCAUAUGUGAACAGAAGACUUUUAGAGCCAAAGGUUCCAUGUGAGCAAUAAAGGUAUACUGGACCACGAUUGCUUUGCCUCCUGGAAAAGUUCCUAAGUAUGAGAUCUAAACCAAACUGACGGUUUGGUGAAUGAUGCUUAGCAAGAAAAAGCUGUGUAGCAUUCUGGCCCUGUGCCUUCUCUUUUCCCUGUGGAAGAUGUACAAGUCUCGGUAUAUGGGCUCUGGACAAGAGUUACUGGCAGAUUCUGUCUUGGAGGGAAAAACUUGCAACUAUAGAAAAUGUGACCAUCUUUUGGAUGGGGACUGGUUUUGUGAUCGCUUUGAUCCCUCAAUAAACCACUUGCUGACCCUUGAAAACCCGGAGCUCCCCCCAGAGGUUCUGCAGUGGUGGCUGAGGUUGCAAAGAUCAGAGAGUGGAAAUCAAGUCCAGGAGAUAAUAGCACACCUGUUUGACAUCCUUCCAUCUGCUAGACUCCAGGAGAUGGCCCAGUGCGGAACAUGUGCUGUGGUGGGGAAUUCAGGGAGGCUGAAAGGCUCUAAAUAUGGGGAAAAGAUUGACUCUCAUCAUUUUGUGCUAAGGAUGAACACAGCACAGAUUGCAGGCUUUGAGGAAGAUGUCGGUAGAAGAACCACCCACCAUUUCAUGUACCCAGAGAGUGCUGUGAAUCUCCGUCCUGGCGUCCAUCUUGUGCUGGUUCCCUUCAAACCCAGAGAUCUCCAGUGGUUAGCCAGUGCCUUUUCCACAGGAAACAUCCAGCACACAUACAAAAGAGUCAAACAGUUCAUUGAAGCUGACAAAAGCAAGGUCCUAGUGCUAAGCCCUGCCUUCCUGAAAUAUAUCUGGGAUAAAUGGACCGAGCAUCAUGGAAGGUAUCCAUCCACUGGAUUCAUUGCACUGAUUUUUGCCAUCCAUAUGUGUUCACAGGUCUCUGCAUUUGGCUUUGGUGCGGACAGCAAUGGAAACUGGCACCACUACUGGGAAGAGAACCGUUUUGCUGGAGCAUUCCGCAAGACUGGGGUGCAUGAUGACAUUUUUGAACUAGGACUCAUUGAAAGACUUGCAAUGGAAGGCAAAGUGUCAUUUUACAAAUAGCUUGCCCCAGUGCCUCACAGACUUCAUACUAUCUGCCUGCACUUUAUUCUUUUAGUUGCAGGUAGCGGGGAUCACUUGUAUACAAAUCACGUUGGAUUAGAUUAGAUUACAACAGAGAGAGCACUCUGGAAACUAUAUUGCAAUCCAUACGAGGAUUCAAUUUUCAAGUUGUCAGCGGGUGAGAACUACAGCUCUAUUUUUUAAAAAGGAGUACAUGGUGUAUAUGGGCUCAUGAAGCAAGUUUCCUUAUAUGUCAGAAAUCCUGCCUGAUCUAUAGAAGAAAAUAUGUCCUUAAUAAAGUUGUUCAAUACAAA